Xyrichtys novacula (pearly razorfish) is the source of this 12118-nucleotide messenger RNA. The record is from the annotation of a GenBank genome assembly. Lineage: Eukaryota; Metazoa; Chordata; Actinopteri; Labriformes; Labridae.
GAGAUGUCAGUCCUCCUCUCCGUGCCGCUGUGACUGAGAUGUUCUCCAUCUUGACGGGUCGCACCUCAGAAGAGACGCAGUUUGCUGAGACUUUUCGGUCCCCGAUCGCAGUAAACUCUAUAUAACCUCAAUUUUUUUACAAAGUCACGACGGGAUACACUUUUUGCAAAGUCUGAUGGCACAGUGGACAAUACUUUUGAUUUUUUCCUACGGAGUUCUGCACGGACAAGGUAAGAAUGCAAACUAAAGGCUGUGUUGUUUUGAGAUGCACCGUUGAAGUACAUGUGAGUUAUGUGAUUUGAAAAACUUGGAUUUGGAAAAACCUUUUAGGAGAAAUUUUCUAAACUAUGAAUAUUGCUUUUCUCCUCAUGUUUAUCAGAGAGUGAAAUAACUGCUUUUGUAUACUGUCAAUUUGUCCCAUGCCUUUGUUGUUUACUUGCAAUUCUCAUCCCAUCACUGCAGAAAUUCAGCCUCCUUCAUAUAAAGAGUGCUGUCAGGAUGGGAGGGAUUGGGCCCGUGGAGGACAGGACUGUAUUCUCCCCCUCAUCUCCUCUUCCCAGACCUGCAGGUGAGCAACACCUGGUUUCUAAGACUAGUUUAGCCCCCUCUGAGGGUCUGGAAGUGGGGCCCAGAGACCAAAGAAAGGUCAGUUCAGAGGGGUUCAAAGGAGAAAUUCUUGCAAGUGUUUGUAUCUACCACGAGCUAUCCAAGGACGUCACUAACAUAUUUCUCCUUCGAGGAACAAAAUAUGACAGGACUCAAAAACUCUUAAUAGCUGUAUCCUGUAAUUGCUGUAUCCUCUGGGUUUGCAGUAGUAUUUUUCUUUUAAAGCAGGAAACACCCUCAGGGUUACAAGCCCCAAAUCAUCUCCAACCAUCAUUCUUGCAACAGGGAAGUGUACCACGUAGUAACUACACAAGUGUAGGCGUUAAGUGCCCCCCUGGAGCAUUUUUAACACUAAAGGGCCCCGUUUGACUGUUAGAACAUAGGGGUGGUGAUUGAUGAAAUAGAGGAACACCUGGUCAACACAUGGAGGUCAGCUGAGGGAGAGUUUGCCAAGGAAAAACUCAGAGCAAGACACCAGGACCCAUACAUGAACAUAUAAGUUAAAUAGUAAUUUAAAGUAACAUAUCAUAAAAGGAAACUGCUGCGGUAUACCAUGUUUUUAUGAUACAUCACUGCUAUAGGUGAAAAUGACAAUGCCAUCAUACAACAGAAACGCACAUGCAGUCUGCGGACUGACCUCUGUAAAUAAUCCCCCUGUUCCCUAACCAUCUCUUUCCUCACAGGCUAUAAAAGUGAGGUUUCUCUCAUUGAAGAUACUUUGUACAAAAUGUCUUCUGUGUGCAGGAUUGUCCAGGAGCAGUGCUGUGCAGCAGCAGUUGCAAACCGGCUCUGUGAAAAUGGCAUCAAAAUGGCUCGAGUACAAGGGGCCUGUGAGAGGCCUUUCUUCCAAGGAGACCCGUGGGAAACCAAAAUAUCUAAGGUUAACUCUCUAAACGUCAAUAUCUUCCACCUUUACACGUCUCUUUACUUACACAAAGUUGAUCCACUCAAAUCUUUGAAAAGAAGUACACAGAGGGAGUUUCCACAUUUAAGAUAAGGUUUCUUUUGCUUAAACUUUGACCCCGUCUCCUGCUUAGAUGUGUUGUGACUGCUGCACACUUGGUCUGAUGCUUGCCAGCCGUGGCUCCAACUGUGAGCUUCAGGGUAUGUUGCUGGGGAGACAGUGUGCACACACAGCUCAAACCUGCUGUGGCAAAAACACAACAGAGGAAGCCAAACCAAAAGCUGAAGGUAAAAAACAGUUCUGUUUUUCUGCGAUUACUGGGUGUCUGUGAUUUUCAUAUCAAUCAAUGUACCUGGCGAUCUGCACACAUUAGUCCCUAAAUAGCUUUUAACUCUCAGGUUAAACCAAACUAUAGUAAUUGAUUAAUUGUUUCACAUGUUUUGGUGCUUGAAUUACUCAUAGUACCUUAACCUUUAACGCUUGUGCUCUGGUGUGAUUAACUUGUUGUUGUGAAUGCAGCUAGCAUGAAAAAGUAAAUAAGAGCUUCGAAAUUCGUGCAUCUAUUUCUCAUCCUCUUAAUUGUAAGUAUGUCAUUUUUACAUUUGUAGUUUUCUGCCCCAAAAUAAAGAGGACUUAGGUCAGAUUAUUAAAGGCAGUUUAUUGGGCUCCAUGCUGCUUCCUCAAUUUCUGCUCAUCUUCAUUUUUUAAAAACAGGUUUUCUUUUAGUAGGCUAGUAUUUGUGACCUCUCUGGAGCUCUGUUUGUGAUCUGCUUUUAGAAGCUUUAAGUAGCACUCCCAAGGCUUAUAGAAAUUGUGCUUAUUAUUUCAGCAGCAGUAGGAGCUUAACCUUGACACCCACUGAGGUAUAUUUGGGUUAAAAGAGCCAGCUUUUCAAAGAGCUGAGUGCCUCACACCAAAACAGGCAGGACUCCUCAAGUAAAGAGAACAGUCCUGUUUCCAUAAACGGCUGGAGAAAUGGCCUUGGUGUGGCAGCUGUAGAGCAGAUUUCUGCCAGAGACAGACAGACAGACAGACUGUGGAGUUGCAGGAGUAUUCACAAUGCUAAUCUAGAGACACCUCGCCAAAUGGUACCUUCGGGCCAACUGGUGUUUUGACUUUUGUCGCCCUUUUGGUUUCAAGAAAAAGAGCAAGACAAACAAAACAAAGCUGCAAAAACAGUUUGUUUUUUUUGGUAAGAACGCAAACAAGUGUUUUCCUCAUGUUUAGCCCAGGACAGAGUUACACUGAAUACAAGACCACUAAAAAAAUAAGGAGAGUUUUUAAAGGUUUUUUCUUCUAUUGUACCAGGAACACUGAGGCCUGUUUCCAACGUUACUGCAAAACCCAUAGAGGACUCAAACACCUGUAAACGUAUGGCAUCUUUAUUUUAAGAGGUUUCUUAUUAAUAAACACAUGACAUGACAUGACUACACACACUGUACAAUUUAACGACGAUCUUGUCUGUGUCGGUGAUGUUUUCAGACUCCAAUUGCUCCCAGUUGUGUUUAGGUAAUGGUACAUGUGCUUGCCGUGAUGGAUAUCGACUGCAAAGGGAUGGUGUGAGAUGUGAAGGUUAGUAAUGUAAAUUGAAGCAUGACUUCACUAUUGCUCACAAGUUGUGUGACUUGAUUAAUGAAUUUCAAGCCUCUUAAAAAGACACAUUUUAACUACCUAAGUUAACCUGCAGAAAUGCCGCCUUUCCUCACAGCCUCUGUACUAAACAAAUUAUGCUUGCUGGGAAAAAAUCUUAAUUAAUGGUGUUAAUGGCAGACUCUGUUUUAGUAAUCAGGUGCAUGUUAGUGUUGUUAUGGUGAACAUGCUGCGUAUGCACUUCAGCAAAGAGCUGACACAGGCUAACAGAAGUACGAGCACAGUUUGUUCUCUCCGCGUAAAACAAACAGAACUUCUAAUGAAUCCACCAUUUAGUAAUCAUUGCAUCUCCCUCCUCAGAUGUUAACGAGUGUCUGACUGAGAAUCACAACUGUGUGUAUGGCCAAGUUUGCAUCAACACAGAGGGUUCCUUUCGCUGUCAGAGGGAAACUGGCUGUGGCACAGGGUAUGAACUGACAAACAACAACAAUUGCCAAGGUAACAAGUCAAGACAGCCACUGAAGUUACAGAUAGUAUCAGGAAACAAGGGAACAAGAGACUGUAAUAAGCAUUGUACGGUGGCCGAGAAAUAAAACAAACAAUACAAUACAAGACAAUACAAUACAUAAUUCAAUAAAACAUGUACAGUCUUGCAAAGGUCAUUCAAGACAAUAAAAGUCCAGUAAAAGCAAACCACAAACAAAAAACAAAAACAAAAACAAAAACAAAACAACAAGAAAAAAACAGGGAAACAAGGGAACAAGAGACUGUAAUAAGCAUUGUACAGUGGCUGAGAACUGCCACUACUGCAAAUAAAAAAUUUUUAAAAAUGCAAAUAAAAAAAUCAAAACAGAAGUUGCCGAUGCUAUCGCUACACCAGCGUCCUCCAGUUCAACUUCGUAUUGACUCAGACGCAACAUGGCCUGACCAAAUGACACAUUGAAAAGUACACAAAGUGAAAUUAAACAAUAACCUUUCCACUCACUUCUUUGCUCCUCUUCUCACCAUCCUCUUUUGUGCCUAGAUAAAAACACUUAAAACACUGGUGCAUUAUCAUUAUUGGUCCCCACCAGCUCACUUCUGUUGUGGCUUUCUUAAAAUUUGCAUCCUUCUAUUUUCAUAGCAUCCUUCUAUUUUCAUAGCGAGUAACUUUUUUUUGCAUCGCCACUUUUUUUUGUGUGUGUUGUUCACUUCCAUUGCGGCUUUUUUUUUUUCUCUGCACAGUUUCUUUUUUUUUUUUUUUCGCAUCAGUAACUUCCAUUGUGGCUUCUUUUUUUUUUUUUUUGCAUUCUUUUUUUUAUUUUUUUAUUUGCAGCAGUGGCAGUUCUCAGCCACCGUAGGAUUGUGAUAUAUAAAUGCAAAGAAAGGCAGCACAUUAUACAUGAACCUUGAUUGAACAUGUUAAUACCAUGAAAUAUCCUUUGACUCUGAUCACUCCUCCACCUUAUGUUUUUUUCAGACAUAGAUGAGUGUGCUUUGAGGACCCAUAACUGCGGACGAGACUUUCUUUGCACCAACACAGCAGGCUCGUUCCGUUGCCACCCAAAGGAGAGGUGUGGCGAUGGAUACAUCCAGGAUGCUGUUGGCAACUGUAUAGGUGAGUUCAGAGUCAUAAGCAAAAAUGAUUCACAGGUAAAGGUGAGCUGACUUUUAUGUUGACUAUUUUUUUUUUUUUACAUAAGAUAUAAAUGAGUGUCUGGCCAACACCACCCCAUGCCCGCUUGGCCAGACUUGUGUCAACACGGUGGGCUCCUUCACUUGUCGCAGGAAUACAGUAACCUGUGGAAGGGGCUAUCAUCAAUCUGAGGAUGGCACACGCUGUGAAGGUAGAUACUGUUACAUUAAACUCAACCUGCUGGUGUUUUUUGCUGAAAAAAAAUCAUUAUAUUGCCCUUUAUUUUCCCCUUUUCAAACGAUUCCCCCUCAUGUUUCAGAUGUGGACGAGUGCCGCACAGGGACAGUGUGUGUUGGCCAUGGUUGUGUAAACCUGUUGGGCUCAUACCGCUGUGAAUGCAGAAUUGGCUUCAUUUUUAACAGUGUCACCAGAACAUGUGACGGUAAAAGACAAAUUCAACACUUUCUACAUUUUGUACAUGUUAUUUUUCAGGUUGUUAUAUUCAAGCAAGGUGAGGAAACAUAGGUGCCAUUCAACCUUUGUACAAUAACUGUGGAAAGAUCUGUUUUAUGAAUGUCAAAGUGUAAAUCGACACUGAUGUCAAAGUGGAUAACUAAUGGACCUUUUUAACGUUGAUCUCUAUACCCUCUGAUCUGUAGACAUCAAUGAGUGCAGGCAUUAUCCUGGGCGGCUUUGUGCCCAUAAAUGUGAGAACACUGAAGGGUCUUACAUAUGCAGCUGCACCACUGGCUUCAAACUGUCACAAGAUGGCAGAAAUUGUGAAGGUACAACUGUUUCUUUUGAAUGAUUUUAAAAGGUUUUUUGUUUAACCUCAUAAGGGUGUUUAGAAGUCAACUCAUUUUGAAUCAUGAUAUUAACAUAAUAUAACACAGAAUUCCUCCUCAUCAGGCUGUAUUUUUUUCUAAAGUCUGAUACCUGUCCCAUCUGUCACCCCAUGUUGGGAUAGAUGUCAACGAGUGUGAUGCCAAUCCUUGUAGCCAGGAAUGUGCCAAUGUCUACGGAUCCUACCAGUGCUACUGUCGCCGUGGUUACCAGCUGAGCGACGUAGAUGGGAUGACAUGUGAAGGUACUGUUGGUUUUACUUUCGAUGAUGAUAAUUCAAGCUGGAAAUGAUCACAAUUAAAGAUCUCCCCCAAAAAAAACAAUGACAGAAAAGUUCACUGCUGCUCUCUGCUGCUCUCAGAUAUUGAUGAAUGUGCGCUGCCUACUGGAGGUCAUGUGUGCUCCUACCGCUGCUCAAAUGCUCCAGGAAGCUUCUAUUGUACCUGCCCAACAAUGGGAUACACCCUAGCCUCCAACGGACGCACAUGCCAAGGUCAGUAACGGAUAGUUAUUGGUGCUUUCUGUCCUUCUAAAUUAGGUAAAAACUGAGUUGUAAACUGUUGCUGUGUUAUUUUUAGUAUCUAGAACAAGAUGAAUGCUGAUUUUUAUGAUUCGAUUACUUUAAUGGUGUUUGAACUGGAAUGAAUAAGAAAUGUCUGAUUGAACUGCAAAGUGUGCAUAACUCCACUAAAAGACUUUUUAACUCAAUCUAAAAGAGGAGAGCAUAUAACUCUUGUUCCAGUGACCUUAACACUGGCUGACCCUUCAUUUUUUACUUAUCUGAACUGCUGCCUCCCUACCAGCCGGUGCAGAUCCUCAGACAGGAAUCUCUUUCCUUUCUUUAAACCUGAAGACUAAAGGGGGGUGAGCAUUUGCUGUUCAAUCCCUGCAGUUGUUAAACGACCUGGAUCUCUAACACCUACAUCAGUAUCUUCUCUUAAAGCAUUUUCAUUCUAUUGAAAGGCUUUCUUGUUAUUUCUGUGUUUUGUUGUUAUAAAAAGACAACAAAACAUGCCUGGGCAAAAAGAGUUUUGGCUACAGACUAAACCUUUUUAGGUUGGUUUAUGAUUAGUAAUCUGUGUUUACGUGUAUUUUCUGUUCCUUGAUUUUUGAGUCCCUUUGUGUAUUUCAGUUUGUGACUUGUACCUGUUGUCUGUGGGUUUAUUAGGGGAGAAAUUGUUGAUGCUGACCAAAAUAAAUGAAAUAUUUUUAUUGUCAUUGUAACUUGUUGAACCCUGAUUUGUCCCUGUAUUUUCAGAUAUUGAUGAAUGUGCAGCUGGGACCCAUACCUGCUCUGCCUCUGAAACCUGCUUCAACAUCCAGGGAGGAUUUCGCUGCCUGUCCUUCACAUGUCCUGCAAACUUCCGGGAAGCAGCAAGAGGGUAAGAGCUGAUGGAUAAACUUUACUAUGACAUGCUGAUAAAACAAGAAGAGCUGUUUUUCCUCUGCUGAGCAUGACGUCUCACUUUUCUUUGGUUUAGUAUUAAGGAUCUGUCUCUACCUCCUCCUGAUUUGACACUCUUUUUCUCCUUUGACUUUCUGAGAUGAGGAUUUUUGUGGUUUGACUUUAUGUUGUUUCCGAUCACAAACUCUGUCCUCACAUCCAAACUUCCAUUUAUCACUCCCCCACUAGUCUUGUCACUCUUUAUUUUUCCAUAUCUAUUUUUUCUCCUUCUGUCUGUGAGUGUUUUAUUUUUUUCCCUUCCAGCCGUUGCUAGCGCGUAACUUGCGAGUUAACGCAGGAUCCUUCGUCGUGUUUUUUGCUCCCACUGAGAAUCUCCUUCUACAACAUCAGCUUCCCUAUCAACACCCCUGUCCCUGCUAAUGUUUUCCGGAUGGGACCCUCUAAUUCUGUGCCUGGAGACAAAAUAGUGCUCACUAUAGUCUCUGGAGACGAGGAGGGAUACUUUAUGGUGCAGCAGCAGCAGACUCACGGAGGAGAGAUCUCACUGCGCCGUGUUUUAACCCAGCCUCGGGACUUCUUUCUCACUGUGGAGAUGAGACUGAUCCGCUACGGGACGUCACAUCUGUACAUGGCAAAGAUUGCUGUGUUUGUAACACCAGAGCAGAUUAUUCGGCCUUCAAGAACAUUUCUGCAUUAGAAGUCUGUGAAAUUCCUAAUUUUGUUCAAAUAACUAAUUAUUGUGUAUGUGGUUUUAAUUCCCAUCGAUCCUUUUUUGUAAAAGCCUACUCACAGCGUAGUCUUUCCACUGAAUACAGCCAAGACAGGGAUUCAUUGUUUUCGUUUAGUGGCAAAACUCUGAAAUCACCUAGAGUAAAAAUGAUGUUGCAACAGACUGUUGUUGUGGUUUUGAGUAGUUGUUUUUGUACCAUAUUGGUCAACCACAUCCUUCUACCUCAGCUCUCCAUAUCAGUUAAAAUUGCUUUAUCAUUGAGUAAUGCAGGCUUUUUGACAACAUGAUGCUUUUUUUUUGCAUUGAAUGAGGACCUAAGCUAAUCAGUUGCUUUUAAACUGAAUGUGAAAGCCUGAAUGGAGAGUUAAAUAAGAAAAAUAAAUAAAUAAAAAAUAACAGUGCAAGUUAAAGUUAAGUUUACUUUUAAAUUAAAAAAAAAAAAUCAGAGAUUUCAUUUUUUACACGAGUAAGAUGAGGAGAUAAGUUUAGUGUCUUAAUGCUAACGCUACAACCAUCAGUGUGCUAGCUUAGCUUAAUACAAACAUUUAAAUACAAAAGAGUCACUGCCUUGACUAAAACUGUUCCAACACAUUAAUUUAGGAGAGAAAAGAAGAGGUAACUGAGCUGUUUAAGAUAUUUUAGUUUAUUUUUAUACCUUUGGACAGAGCCAAGCUUUAGCUAGCUGUUUACAGUCUUAAUGCUAACCAGGCUAACUGACUGUUCCAGUUCUUGUGUUUUAUUGUACAUACAAACAUAUGAGUGAUAUUAAUGUGCUCAACUUUCUCACCACAGGAAAGCUGUUAAGCAAAUUCCUCAUUGAAAAGAAUCUCCAGUAUAUUGAAUUUGACUGUGAAUUAGUUUAUUGAAGCAUUACACCUGAUCCCUGUAAUAUUGUGUCAGGAUUUAUUUAGCCUUCGAUGUAGCAUGUGUUCAGAUAAUGUCUGAUUAGCUCAUUGUACCACUAGAUGGAGCUAAUCUUCUGUGGAGCACCUUUAUAACAUUGAUAGGGUUGUGCAUUGAUUUGCACUGAUGGCAGCUUACUUUCCUAACUGUCUGUCCUGCUGCGUCCUCUUGUGUGUACUUCUGUGAGUUGGAAUAAAAUAUUGACAGAUAAAAAUGGCUUUUCAGUCCUUAUGGUUUCUUCCUUUCAAUAGCCUCUGCCACUAUUCUUGUGCUUCCUCCGCUGUGGUCAUUUCUUAUGUUGAGACCUAUUUUUCCGAUGGUCUGUUCCAAGCAGCCUGAACGAAAGAUCAAACAGGCUUUUCCUUAGUGGACAGUUAGAAAAAUAAGCGUGGAACUUAUUUAUGGGCACCUGGUGUGCCGCCAGCAUGAGGCUCAAUUAGUGGUAGAGUAGCAUUACAGUGCACAAGAUGAAUGGUGCUUUUAGUGUUGGUAUUGGGUGGUUAUCAGUUAAUUUGCUGAAAAUAAUACCCAAAGGCUUAUGGCUGUGCUGGUCAACUCGAUAAAUGCAGCCAGACAAAUUUUCCACUGGUGGUUUCUGGGGUUGAUGCAUGCAGGGAUGAUUUAAAACACAAAGAUAUUAGAUCCACCAAGUUUUAUUCUCUUAAACCUUUGUUUCUCAGAACCACCUGCCGCUGAAAUUCCAGCUUUUUCUUUUUUUUUUUAUUUCAGAAGUGUAAAAUCUAAUGAUACUUAUUAUUUAUUGGUGGUUCUGAGGUAUUUUGCUCCUUAGAGGAAAAGUCAAGUUGAUCCCAUCAAUAAUUUGGUCCUUUUUUUAAUUCUAUGUGGAUAUUGUCGAGAUCACAUCAAGUGGCGUACGUUCUUACAUACCCUCUCUCUUUUCCAUCUCACCAUUUUUCCAAAGUGGCAUGUUGUUUAUGUGAAAUACCACACAAUCAUCCCAGUGGUUUUGGCUGCAUGUUAGCUGACAACUUGGACUCACCUGCUUGUUGCUAAUUACAUGGCUCUGCUAUUUUUGUCAUAUUUGAGGUUAUGUCUGAAAACACUACUGUCCUCAAGUUGGAUAACCUCUUAAAUAUGAGCAUUUAAGGUUUUUAGGUUGUUACCAGUCUCAUAGUAAACCAUAUAUGUCUACAGGAAUACAAUAUUCAAGAUCUUAGCAACAGUAUUCAUGAUGUUGUACAACUAAGUAUUUGAGUUCUCAUCUCAGUUUUUCUAAUAAAUACUAUUGUACAUGUUAUAGGCUGCCAUCAGAUGAUGCAUAUUCUCAGUUCUUGGUGCCUAUUGUGAUAUAAGUAUAUAUUUGAUUUUCCUUGUUUUCUCUCUGUUAUUAUUUCCACAUCCAGACGAGAUGCUUCCGUCAAUGUGCGUUGUAUUAAGGCUUGCCAACCAAAUGACGUAAGCUGCAAUCUUGAUCCCAUCCACCUCAUCACCCACACCAGCCUCUCCCUGCCAACCUUCAGGGACUUCAGUGAGCCAGAGGGUAAGGCAUGGUGGAAGGACGGCAUGAAAUUUACUGAAUUUGAGAUAAAUUUGUGAAAUUAUGUUCACACAACCUUAGAAGCCAUGCACAUUAAUCCCUGAACUUCGAUGCAGUGAAUAUCAUGUUGUAUGUUGUUCAUUGUAACAGGUGGUAUACAGGAAACAUGUGUCUCCUACACUAUUUUUCACCUGAUUAUCAGAAUAGAAAAGAAAAUGUCAGAAAACUUAAAGCUUCUAUAAGGAACUUUGAUUUGUGUCAAUUCUGGCAUCCCCCUGUGGACAAAGCAACCGUUGCUUAUCUUGUCAUCUACAACAUGCUGAGGUAGGACUAAAAAAUCUCUUCCUGGUGACUUUUGCUGGUCAAAUGUGUUAUUUAUUGACCUUACUUUAGGGCUACAGUCUCGUUGUUGAAAAAGGCCUGUUUCUUCAGCUGCUCAGCUGACACCUACCCCCUUGCCCAUGUUUCAGACAUUGAAGACUGGGUUACAAAAAUCAUCCGUAUUGUGGCUGGUGGUCUUGUAAAUAAAAACACCUCAUAGGAGCUUUAACAAACACCAAGACAAGAAUCUUUGAAGCAUUGAAUCAACUCAAGAAUCAGUUCAAACUGUAGCAACAUGAGGAAUCUUUGCUUUUUUAUUGGAAGUUAAAUCUUUAUUUGUGGUUUUAGGAAGGAAGUACAUACAGUCAAUAACUAUUUAAGUUUAAUUGCAUAUUUUUUAUCUGAGGUGUUAACCCUUAUGAAGUCAGUGACAUGAUUUGACUAAAAAUUACCCCAAGAAAUCUUCUUUUAAAUGGUCAAAAGUUUGAAGUUGAAAUAAAACACAACCAUCACAGUCGGUUAUUUUUUCCCCUCACAGAAAUAUAUUUUAAUGAUGCAAUGAAUAUUUGAUGAGCACUCACAUGCAUUUUGUGGUUUGCUGUUAUCAAACUGACUUCCUACCAUCUCUUCUAUCAGAAAUAGUUUUCCUGCGGACAGUUGCAGCGGCUAACCCAAAUCCUCUUCCUGGUGCCACUGAUGUUUUCUUCGAUAUCAUGGCUGCAGAUCCUCAGUUCUCUUUUGAUGUUCAGAAACGCUCCCACCUCGGCAUGAUCAUGGGUAAGUGGAGGGAGUAUCGCCAAAAACCAAGCAGAUCAUUCUCAAUUAACAGUUUUUACAGAUAUUCAUGAAUAAAUAUCUCUCUCUAAAACUGUAUUGUAGUCAGCCAAACAAAUCUGUGUCAUCCUUCAGGUGUGGUCCGGCAGGUCAGACCCAUCGUUGGCCCCAGAGAUCUUGUGCUGGAGGUGGCCAUGAACUACGUCAAGUCAGGGAUCAUUUCCCAUCGAAAUGUUGUCAUCCUGCAUAUCUUCAUCUCUGAGUUCUGGUUCUGAGCUGAGCUUGUGGAUGAAUUAAACAAACAGCAUCAGAAAUGCAACAAAUAAUACCUGGAGAAGCCUCCACACUUCUGUUUCACCUCAAAAGCAACGCUGUGUUUGCCAACACAAAUAACCCUCUGAUAAUCACUGGAUAUGAUCAUUUUCUGUUUAGUUGUGCUAGAAUAAGCCUAUAGAGAUUUUUUUGGUUUGUUACAGCUCUUGCUAUUUCACUUUUAUACUUAUUGCUAAUGCCAGUUCGCUAACAUGAUUGCAGUAACUUACAUACAUUUGUUCACCUACAUUACUGUUUACAAAUUGAAUUAGUAUAAUGACAUGUUCUUCAUGUUAACAUCUUAGUUUACUAUGUUGGCAAGCUACAUUUGCUCAUAUUCCCUAGAUAGUGACCAUCGAUGUGGCUAAUGGGAAUGUCUUUGUACAGCUAAGCUGCACAUUUUUACAGAACUAAGAUAAAUGUUCUUUUUUAACAAGAGCUAAAAAAAAUCUAGUCUGAUAUAAGCAAAGUGGUUUAUUUCAUUAACCACUGUCUACUGUAUUUAAGUGUAACUGCUGUUUUGUUGUCAUUGGUUAAUGUGUGUAUCUUCUUUGAUAGGCCAGCUAUAACGUGCUUCAUUUGAUAAUAAAUUACUUCAUUUAUAGACUUCCUUUCAA